AUGCACUCCAAGCUGCUCGUCGCCGCCAGCCUCUCGGCCUUGGCGAACAACGCCAUCGUCUCGGCAGCCGAUAGCGAGCGUAUCCUCGGCGUCUACGUCUUCCACCGCCAUGGCGACCGCACUGCCAAGGCCUGGUCCCCCGUCAACCUCACGGCCCUCGGCGCCGACGAGGUCCACUCGUCGGGCGCCUUCUACCGAUCCCGCUACGUCUCGUCCAACGCAGACUUCCGCGUCGCCGGCUUGAGCUCCGAAACCGCCGUCCUCUCCCAGCUCGAGGUCACCGCCCCCAAGGAUGCCGUCCUCCACAACUCGGCCCUCACCUUCCUCCAAGGCCUCUACCCCCCCACCGACUCGACCGAGGCGCUCGCCAACGGCACCAAGGUCAAGGCGCCUCUCAAUGGCUAUCAGUACAUCCCCAUUGACUCCGUCAGCGAUGCCGCCACCAGCAACAAGGCCGAGAGCAACGCCUGGCUCCAGGGCGGCAGCGGAUGCGGCAAUGCCGUCGUCAGCUCCAACAACUACUUCACCUCGCCCGACUACAAGCAGACGUACGACGACUCCAAGAGCUUUUACCAAAGUCUGCUGCCCGUCAUCAACGGCACCUACGGCGCAGACGCCGCCAACUUCAAGAAUGGCUACACGAUCUUCGACUUGAUCAACGUCGCCACCAUCCAUAACUCGUCCAUCUCUGCUGAUGACCUUCUUACCAACGCGACCCUUGCGCGCCUCUACAACCUUGCGUCAAUCCACGAGUGGAACCUCGCCUACAACUCGAGCGAGCCCGUCCGUGCCAUUGCCGGAUCCGUCCUUGCCGGCCAGAUCAUCGACGCCCUCCAGCCCAUCGUUGACGGCAAGUCGGCCACCCCCAAGUUCAACGCCCAAUUCGGCGCCUACGGCACCUUCAUGGCCUUUUUCGGCCUUGCCCAGCUGCCCAAGGCUUCGCCCGACUUCUACGGCAUUUGCGACUACGCCUCCAGCAUGGCCUUUGAGCUCUUCACCACCUCGUCUGAUGCCAAGCCCAAGGCCGACGACAUCAGCGUCCGCUUCCUCUUCGCGAACGGCACUGCCGCGGAGAAGGGCAUCAAGACCUUCCCCCUCUUCGGCCAGAACAAGGACACGCUCUCCUGGAACGAUUUCAAGACGGGCAUGUCCAAGUUUGCCAUUUCGGACACCCCGCACUGGUGCCAGCUCUGCGGCAACACCGACGGCAAGUGCGCCUCGAACUCAACGGGCUCGGGCGGCGACGUCGGCCAGAACUCGACGGGCUCCGGCAGCGGCGGCGUCAGUAAGCCCGUCGCCGGCGUCAUCGGCGCGCUCGUCACCCUCGUCGUCAUCUUGGGCAUCCAGGCUCUCGUCAUGGCCAUUGGGGGCCUGCGUCUCGUCAAGAAGUCGACUCUGGCAGGUGCUCGCCGGAACGGAGAGGUGAGCGAGGUUGGCGGAGUCAAGUCUUCAUGA
Messenger RNA from Purpureocillium lilacinum, 1455 nucleotides. RefSeq lists its product as uncharacterized. The record is from RefSeq and is a predicted model, not a curated record. Lineage: Eukaryota; Fungi; Ascomycota; Sordariomycetes; Hypocreales; Ophiocordycipitaceae. Gene Ontology annotation, biological process: dephosphorylation. Gene Ontology annotation, molecular function: phosphatase activity.